This is a messenger RNA of Penicillium mononematosum, 2589 nucleotides long. RefSeq lists its product as uncharacterized. The transcript has 2 exons. The coding region runs from base 1 to 2589 and encodes 862 amino acids. NCBI's taxonomy places the organism in Eukaryota, Fungi, Ascomycota, Eurotiomycetes, Eurotiales, Aspergillaceae. The record is from RefSeq and is a predicted model, not a curated record.
AUGGCUUCUUCUGGUCACUACUACCCUGCUCUCUUUGGUGCACUCUGCUGUCCUCUAUGCAAGACAGAAGGCAGGACCUAUAGGCAACUUUCAUCCCUCAAUGACCACCUUGAAGAGGGGCAUGGUGUUCUAGAGUGGGGAUAUCGGUGCCUUGAGCCAGAUUGCACUUUCACUGCACCUCGCAAAAAGGCAAUGAUUGAACAUUGGCCCCGUGUACACAGAAUUCCUGGUGUGUACCUCAGACCAGAGCGCAAUAUCCGCAUAAUCCAACUCCCGUGUCCAACAGCUUGUGAAAUAUGUUCUCAGCCCACAGUCACCUGGAAUGACUUCUAUCAGCAUGCGAAGAACCACUGCAUAGGAAACAAUCUUUCAGAGGAAGUACCCGGGGUGGAUGAUGGAUACUCUUCUGCCCAAUUGGGGCGGAGGGACAAGCGCGCGGAUGAGGAUAAAUACACAACCUGUGAAGUGAAACCUCCCAUGGUGCACCCAGGAAAUGCUAUAUUGUCACAUGGUGUUGAUAAGAAGCCGGACCACUCCUCAGCUCCCGGUGGAACAGAACCACAAGACACCAUCGUGCACGAACCAAGACAAUUUUCGCUUUCUCGUGGCUCUGGUUCCUCGGCUACACAUUCAGUUGCAACAAAUAUCACAACUCCGGAGUCUGAAGAGGACUCGAUAGAUGCAGGUAUACUCGACACGAAGAAUAUGGACCACAUCUUGGACGCAGGUCGUUAUUUCAGUGACUUGGACCAGCUCGAGCUGCAAACCGCACAGAUACUCGGCAUGCUAAAUGGCACCGGCAUUAAGCUUGAGUCGCUGGAUGACUGUAUCGAGUGCCUUGGGAAUUGGCAAGCUGCGCUUGAAUAUCUGCAGUCUCAAGGAUUUUGUGAAAACACCGUCAGCAUUUUGAUCGAAGAUCAAGACCGGGAUGGCGUUGCCAGUGUUUUCCAUAUAUCACUGAGCCAAGUUGGUGCUUUGCUCCAGACCAUUCUGAGCACAUUAGAAGAGGAUGCAUUAAAAAGGUUGGCAAUGACCUGGAUGCAGACUAUGCUCAAUCUUGACAACAAGGCUCUCUCUGACUGUGAUUCCGUGGAAAUUCUUCGGUACCUGUGUAGAAUCCUGUUUAUUGGGAUUGUUGCAUUCUCCGGUUCACAUGUGUGUCGCUUCGAUAUUAAUCUCUGGGAUCAAGAGAUGGAAGAGAUUCCUGUCGGUUUUGAUGGAUAUGCCUUCAAGCCAAGGAAGCUGGCUUGCUUGGAUGACUUCAUAGGUGGUCCUGCAUGGAUUCUAGGGAAAGUCUCUGCUCCUCCUGAGGGGAUGAAGAUUUCUCUCACUGUACAGGAUGUCCAGGAAUUGUGGGGGCCAGUGUCGCUGGUCGAAGGUACUGCAGAGGAAGCGCCAAUCAUCCAAACAGAGAGAGGCUUUAUUGUCCCCUUCCAAUACAGCAACAGUCUUCCAUACAUCUCCGAUGAGAGUUUGCAUAUGAAGAUUCUCAUUAGCAGCAGAUCGAGGAUAUUAAUCGGUACGAGCACUGACGUCAAGCCUGGGCUUGUUGUCAAUGACAAGUGCAGAUCGUCAAUCUCCAGUAUUGGGCAACAAAUCGCUUGUCGACUCCAAUACCCUGGAACAAGCAAAUCAAGAUAUGUGAGUGAUGGAUAUGAUGUUCAGCUUGUCGGCGGACAAUAUGUCACAGCCGGACUCGUGAAGAAGUACAAGCGGAUCCCGAAGCGCACCCUGAAGGCAAUGCUCAUAGCAGACUGCACAAAGCCAGACACAAGACUCGUGCCGCUUCUAAAGCUCCGUGUCGGAUUGGAAGUGAGUGCGUGUACCGGAAACGCCCAGCGAGUGACGCUCUGGGACGCUCUUCGCUUUUCUCAAACAAGCACCCAAGACACAGACCACCCGACCUAUUGCGCUCACAACAUCGGCGACAAGAAUUGUAUCAGUUCAUGCUGGACUCGAUGGAGCUCAGUGGACGACAUAGACUCCCUUGACCACAUACCCGCGCAAAACAAGCUUCUCUCCGGCCUCGAAGCCCGUCGUGUGAUUGUAAACUCAAUUCUGGCGCUCGAGCACUCGGGUAUCGACGGCGAAGGAAACCUCCAAGUAUCAUGGCCCUUUAGCAAUAGCCCAGCCAAUUGUCCCGUAUUACCAUCCACACCGAAAGAGUCCCAUAACUGGUUCCGCGUCGUCAAGGAUACGCGGGACACGUCGAGCUUUGCCGUCUUCAGUCAAAGGUGUCUGGAGUUGCCGGAGAAGGGAAUGAUGCGGUCAUGCUCUGUGCUAUGCAAGGAAAGACAUUCCAAGCCGCUGCAAACUACGCUUUCGACGCGUAUUCUGACACCUACCGAAGAAGGUUCAGUGGCUGGACUACUGGUGGGGGUCAAGUUUCUAGUCGGGGAGGCACAUCUGACAGUCACGAAGGCAGUGCAGGACAAGUUGGCAAUAAUCGCUGCUGUUAGCAUGAAUCCUCUCAAUCCUCUGCGGCAUCGAUUCCGCGAGAUUCUACAAGAUGCCGGACCCUCUGUCUACAAAGAACAUAUCUGGCCUGAUAACACAGCGGGCCUAUCAGUUCCGGUGUUCGUUUACUGA